This is a messenger RNA of Diorhabda carinulata, 7749 nucleotides long. RefSeq names its product transmembrane channel-like protein 7. The record is from RefSeq and is a predicted model, not a curated record. Bases 249 to 2543 code for a protein of 764 amino acids. Gene Ontology annotation, molecular function: mechanosensitive monoatomic ion channel activity. Lineage: Eukaryota; Metazoa; Arthropoda; Insecta; Coleoptera; Chrysomelidae. Gene Ontology annotation, cellular component: plasma membrane. The transcript is spliced from 4 exons.
GAUGUCACUCUUUGAUACCGAUAAAUAUACUGUUAUUUUUACGUGUGUUUGUCGUCAUGAGUCAGUAACAUCGGUAACAUCAGUAACUUGAUUAACAAUUUAUUAUAAUGUUCAGAGAUAACGUUUACUAAUAAUUGGAACGAUAAAAAGUACCGCAUUAGUUUAUCAGAUGUGAUUAAAGAGAGUGUCUUCUUUUACUUAUGGACAUGAUCGUACUCCCACAAAGAAAAUAAGCCGGAACAAUUAAUAUGUCUGGGGGCGCAAACAGGAAAAAAACUACCCGAUCACAGGGCUGGGAAGAAGCAGGAUCCGAGUUUUAUCAAGAAAGUUACCCUGCUGAUUCGGAAAUUGAGGCUUUGCAAAGAGAUCCAAAACACCUACAUACUCUUUUACCUAGUAAACUUAAUAGGGGAGCUGCUACAAUUCGUAUCAAGACAAAUGACUACCGAACAAAUAACAGAACAAUACGACGACACACUGCCACGAGAUCUCGGAGGGAAUCUACAGUCCAUCGUAGGACUUCUACAGCUGGAGAAGUACAGGUUUCCAUGCUACCUGAUUUAUCCGAAAUGAGAUCGAAUGAACAAACUGCUUGGGAGGAAAUAAUGCAGAUCAAAUCUUUACCCAUUCCAAUGUCCGAGAAGAAAGAGAUGAAGGCUAAAAUUUUGAAUGAGCCGAACUUACGACUGCAAGGUUAUGAACAAUUCAAAUGGAAAAGGAGAAAAAUGUGGGAUCAGCUUAAAUCCCGGUUGCAGGAAUCAUUACAAAACUUGGAGCUGUGGAGGGGUUCUAUGAAAUACAUCGAGGGAAAUUUUGGAACAGGAGUAGUAGCAUAUUUUUUAUUUGUAAGAUGGUUGUUUAUUCUAAAUUUGUUCAUUUUUUGUUUGGUAUUCUUAUUUAUAAAUUUACCGACAAUUUUAUUGGAUUUUAAGAAAAAUAUCACUUGCACAAAUUCACCGAAUACUUCUUGUUGUGCUCAAGAAUAUUUCAAUGAAACUACUUCGGAAAAUAACGUCCUGAUUGAUUUUGUACAAGGUACAGGUUUUUUAGAAAAAACUUUAUUAUUUUACGGUUUUUAUACAAAUGAAAUUCUUGAAUAUGCUGUUGGAGGUAUCAGACUGUACUAUAACGUUCCGGUUGCAUAUAUGUUUGUAGUAAUUAUAUGUUUCGGUUUGUCUGUAUUUUCAAUACUCACCUCAGCGGCCAAUGGCUUCAGAGAACGUCUCAUAGAAGGAGAAGGACAGUUUUACCAUUACUGCAACAUGGUGUUUGGCGGUUGGGAUUUCUGUAUAGAUAAUGAGAAAUCGGCAAAAAUAAAACAGAAGUUGAUUUAUAACGAAUUCAAAGCAAACGUAGAAACGGAGAGGUUGAAUGAAGAAAUCCAAAGUAGAACAACGCAGGAGAAAUACAAAAUUUAUUUUUGCAGAUUCAUUGUAAAUACGGUGGUGUUUUGUAUUUUGGCUUGUUGUGGGUAUAUCAUAUAUUUGGUCUUCAUGAUUUCUACUGGGAGAGAUCAAGUGAGCGAAAAUAAUUAUAUCAAUCUUUUUUUUGAAUUUCUACCUGCUUUGACUAUUGUCGGAAUGAAUAUUGUCGUUCCGAUACUGUUUAAAUUCUUACUUACUUUUGAAAAAUAUAAACCUCUUACAGCUCUCAAAUUUUCGCUUAUGCGUACGGUAUUUUUGCGACUUUCUGCUUUGAUUGUUUUGUAUGCCUCUCUUUGGUCAAAGAUUAAAUGUACCAAUGAAAAUGAACUUUCUUGCGUUCGCUGCCCAAAGGCACCCACUUGCUGGGAGUCUUAUGUGGGACAACAAAUAUAUAAGUUGUUGCUUACCGAUUUCGCUAUACAAAUAAUAAUGACGUUUAUAAUAAACGUACCUAGAGCUGUUAUAGCCCGUCAUAUUAGUAAUAGGUUUGUUAAGCUUUUCUGUGAACAAACCUUUGAUUUACCUAGACAUGCUUUGGAUGUUGUAUAUUCUCAAACUUUGAUAUGGUUCGGAAUAUUUUAUACACCUCUUAUAUCUCUAAUAGGUGCAGGAAUGUUUUUCUUCAUCUUCUAUAUAAAAAAAUUCGCUUGCGUUUACAACUGCAGACCAAGUCCUGUAAUAUACAGAGCUUCCAGAUCCAAUUCCAUGUUUAUGUUAGUUCUUUUGAUCUCUUUUGCAUUUGCCGCUUUUCCUUUGGGUAUUUCUUUCUCUGAUCUACACCCAUCGAGGUCAUGCGGACCUUUUAGGGACCGAUCCACUGUAUGGAAUUUAGCUGUAAGUUUGUUUUUAAGAACACCCCAAUGGAUACAAAGUAUUAUUUUCUUUUUGGGUACUGCAGGGUUUGGCGUUCCGUGUAUUAUAGUUUUAACUCUCAUUCUUUACUAUUACAUGGGAGUAAACUCUGCUAACAGACAUUUGGUGUCAGUUUUAAAAAAUCAGUUGGUUCUUGAAGGACACGAUAAACAAUUUUUACUGGAUAGACUGAGCUUGUUUAUAAAACAAGAGAAUCAGAAAAGACUUAGGGCCGAACAAAGAAGGGGGGAAGGAGAUAUGAACUAGGUUAAGGAAAAAUGUGAGAUUAGUUUUAAUCCAUGACAGACCAGUUUAUAAAAGAAUACAAAAUUUGAAAAAAUUCUUAUUAUAACAAGAAAAACAAUAUCGGCAAUAGUAUAAAUAAAAUUUACACCUAUGAUGUAUAAGGUAACUACAGAAGAGUGUGAACAUCUUGUUCAAACAUUUCAAUUUUUAGUUUUUCCAAUUACAAAACUUUAUAAAAUGAAUGUUUUUAAUUAUCUGCCUUAUGUUACUGUUAACUAUAUGUAAAAUCUUGUGGAUAUUGCAAAAUUUCAAAAUGUAAUUUUUUAAUUCAACAAAACAAACCCUUCAGAAAAAAAGAGUAUCUUAUAAAUCACUACAUGUUUAUUUUCCAAUUCCAAAUUGUCUAAUUGUGCUUUUUUUACUUUUUAGAAGUCAUUUUGAUAUUUAAUAUUCCAAAUUUUGUUUUAAAUCUGAAAUUUUUUAUUAAAACAUGCCAAAAAAUGCACAUUACAGAUAAUUACUCUUUUUGUCGCUAACAUUAAAUUUUUUUUCUGUAGUUAUUCCAAUAAUGUGAUUUAAAAAAAUAUUUUAACGAAAUUCGUUAUCUAAUUAAAAGAAAUGGACAUAAUGUUAUUUUUUCUACAUAUCGAAUUGUUAUUUUUAUUGUAUUGUAUCGUUAAUAACAUUUAUUUGAUAUGAAAUUAUUAUUGGUGUAAUAAAAUUUGAUUUAAGGCAAUAGACGAUAAGUAAAAUACAAAUUAAUAAUGAAACAGAGAAUAAGGAACCUGUACCUGCAUAUUAGGGUGUCUGUUAUUUCCAAAAUUGCAUUUUGUUCUGCAAACGCCCCUCAAAUUUUUAAGUUAUGACCUAAACAAAUUAUCAAACUCAAACCAGCCCUCAGUAUUCACAUUAAACCGUGCCUAAAUCAUAAUACAUUUUCCAUUUAAAUAACAUGAGAUUUUUGCAGUUAAUUUUUUCCACUGAAACAAAUGUAGUUAAAAAUAUUUAAAUAACUAUUUCUUGGAGGAAAUUUAACGCUCAACAAAUAAGAUCUGAAUGUUUUUUUCGAUAAAAUUUACCAUUUAAAUGUUAUUAAUGAUAAAGUUGUAUUCAUAGUUAAAUUCAUCAUUUUUCUCAUUUAUUAUCCCUUUUUCUUGGUAAUGAAAUUAUGGAGUAACUGAGGGGCUUUUGCAGAACAAAAUCCAAUCUGGGAAAUAACGGACAAAAUUCUUACUAGUAAAUACAAAACCUCUUAAUAAACUGGUCUCAAUCUAUUCAUAUCCAUUUUUUUAUAUUGCCAUGUGUAAAUAGCACAUUAUUGUAAAACAAUAUAUUAAACUUGUAUAGUGAUAUAUAGGGCGUCCAGAAAUUCUCCUGUCAAAUGCAAAUUACCGAUAUUUGAUGUGAUUCUAUGUCCAUUUAAUCUCCUUUAGUAGAAUUUUAAAAGAGGGUAGCUAUCCCCUUCUAAUCAUGACACUAACUGAUGAACUUGAUAAAAUAAGUUUUUCAACAAACUUUAGUAAUUUCGAAAACUAUAAGGUAUUUCCAAGCGUUGAAUUUAUCGCUGCAGUUUAGUUUAAAGUGCUUAGCAUCAAUAGGAGGAUAUCUGUAUACCCUGUAUGUUAAUAUUAAUGAGUACCUUGGAGAUUAUUUACGUCCAGAAAUUGUUCAAUUAAACACAUAUCUCAAAAGCAAUAAUUGCAUAUUCCAUUACAUAGAACGUUUAUUACAUGUUGGCAACAAAUUUAUAAAUAAUUAUUAUUCUGAUAGUUGAAUAAAAAAAUUUCUAUUGCCACUAUUUAUUAAGUGAUAUCAUGUAUUGAGUAUAACUUUUUAAUUCUUAUAACUUCUUCAAUGGCAGCGAUUUCUUAUUAAUUAUUAUACAUUAUAAUUGAUGUUCAAAGCAAUUGCUUAGAUAUUUAAAGUUUUUAAUUAGGAAAAGUUCUUAUAUUUCCAUAUUAAAUCAGAUAUACAUGUUGACUAAUAUAUUUAUUACUUUCAUCUAAAAUACUAUUCCCACAUGUGGUUACAUUAAUUUAUAUAGAGUUGAUAGUACAUCUAUAAGGGCAUUAUGAACAAAAGAACAAGGAUCAAGGGUUGAACCGCGUUUGAAUUUUGAAAAUUCUCGACGUUUAGGCCCCCGGAGCCAUUAUCAAGAGAAGGAGACCCGAUUAUUCUUUCAUUGGUAAGAAGUGAUCCAAUUUCAUGGUCUCAAUCUGCCUACUCCACACAAUGAAUCACCCCUUUUCUUAGUGUCAAAAGUAACGUUCCUCCCUUAGUUGUGAGGGAUGUUGAGAAAGAACGGUGAUUAAAUGUUAUGAAUUGGGAUCGUAGGUAAAGAAACUAUUUUGUUUUCUUGGACUUUUUAUGAAAAAAGUUGUUUUUGCAAUAAUCAAAAACUCUAUUCGUUAUAUUUUCAUCAAUUCAUUUCUUGAAUCUUGAAUCAAACUCCCAAUCCAAUGCCUCUAAUUUUAUAAUCAAUUAAGGUAGGUAAAUGGCAAUUUUGUUUUAUAAUUGUAAAACGUUUCAACUAUUAAAUGUGCAGUUAAAUUAGAUUUGACAAAAUAUUUUUCUCCUAUUUCUCCUCCUAUUCAACAAUGUGAAUUCAUAUCAAACAUCUAAUAUAGAAAAAUAUAUUAGAUUCAUAACAUACCUUUAUUAAUAAUUAUUAUUUAAAGUACUUUGUAAGAUUUUGAAAAUAGUAAUAUAUCUCUAAGGUACGCUCACUUUAUAAGGGGUAAUUACUUUUUAGAAAAUAAGUAUAUCCAUUGUAAAUAAUUGAUAUUUAAGAAUGUUUCUGGUGCUCUUUUAUGGCUUAAAAUAUCAUUUUUACAUCCUGAAUAUUCUUCAUACUAAGUUGAUGAAAAAAAAAAACAUUCAUUCGAUAUUUUAAUUAAACAAAAACAAAGUUUUAUACAGUAAGACCAUUUAAUAUUAUAGUAAUUACUAUACUUCAAAAAAUUCUAAACUAUUUAAGAAGGUCAAGAUACAGAAUGCAGAAAAUGUGAAUAAUAUGGAAUAUAUGUGACAACCAAAGACAAAAUUUUCAGAUUAUAUAAUAAUAAAGUCUGAAUCAUUUCGAAAUAUUAAUAAAUUCAUCAUUAACAGAUAGCUAAAAUCAAGAACAUUUAUAAAUACAAAAGGCUCUGUUCUUUUUUUAGAAUGAGGUAAAAAAGUGUAACAAAUACUUUACCUUUUGCAAACACCUUUCAACAAUAAUCAACAUUAAUAUAUACAAUAGCUAACAGCACAACUUAUUUUCAAUUUUGUACAAAUACACAUAACUUUUAAUGGAAUCUGUAUAAAUAUAUUUUUGUCUAAAAACUAUCGUUUUUGACCAUUUUUUAAUAUCAUACAUGUAAAAUUUAUCAAAUUUUUUUCAAUGUAUAACCUGGAAUAAACCUGCCAUUUUGUAUAAUGCCAAAUUUUAUGAUAGUUUCAAUAGAUAUACUCAAUAAACUAGAAUUAGAAUGUCGUGUAUAUUGUGAUGAUGCCAUUUUUAAACGCAUAAUUUCAGUGAUCUGUUUACAAAAUGUUUUGUUUUUUAUUGGUAGCAAUAAUCAAAUAAAAAUAUGAAACGGUAGAAUUCAAAAACUCACAGUUAAAGAGUUUCAUCUCUGGACAUUUCAUCAAUACAUUUUGUUGAACUAAUUAUCGACUUUCAUUUGAUUACUUCCAAAUGAAGUCAUUUAAAAAAUUAAGCCAUACUAAUGAUGAUGAUAAACGCAAACAAUUAGGGUUGAAAAUAAAGGAUUUAUUCUGGUUAAUACAUAGAAAAUUCUAUCUGUGAAAAAAAAAAAUAGUAAUCUAAGUCAAUAUUGAAAUCCUAGAGAAUCCUAAGAAUUAUUGUAAAUAGUCCAUGGUUUGUGCCAAGCUUUCUAUAACUCUUGACAUCUAAGUGCCAUUGGUUAAAGUAAUGAUAAAUAUACAUCCACAUGUUAAAGGAACAGUUUAGCCUAAACAUAUUCUAUACUACCUACUUAAUCGGUAGGUUUUAGUAUAUUCCCAAUAGACAAAACUGAUUAAUCGAGUUAUUUUUUAAAACAUGCUGACUUAUAUUGAUGGGUGUCGGGUAUAAUAUUAAUUCAUAUAGUUUCUUUAGUUUUCUUUGCUUCUGUUUUGUAAUUUUCCUUUCUCCUACUGUGGCAGUGUAUAUCUGUCUAUAAAAUUACCAUUUUAAUGUGGCAAUGAAUAUUCUAUUUAACUCAAACUGACAUAAAAUCCAAUAUUUUAACAUCUGCCCACUGUUAAAAUAUGAUGUUACUUGGAUAUUGGACCUGUUAAUUUGUUUGUUCUUGUCUAAUUGUUUGUUUUUUCCCACCGCUGUUGUCAUCCAAGCAUGAGGGUGUUUUCAAAUACUCCUAUUCUGACAGUGGAGAUAGAACGGUAUGUACUGCACUUUAUGUCACUGCAGACUCUAAUUGCUAUCUUUCUGCAUGUAGAUUCCAUUUUUUUGUUAAGUUCUUGUAACCUCCAUGUUUUCUCUCCAUACUGGAAAUUUAGCUGAACUGGAUGUGGUAUCAUUACAGGAAGCUUAAACUAGUUGCUUGUAAAAUAUUUAACAAGCUAUGGUCUUUAAAGAUAUUUAGAUUUACCUAGGUGUUACACCGCAAUCUUGAGAAUCAUUUUGCUCUCGUAUCAGAGUUGUUUUCGACAUCUAUAGCUAUUCAGUUGCAGAGUUCCAUUGUACUCAAGUAUCUGCACUAUACUUAAUUAAGUUAGAUCUUCAUUCUUGCUAAAGCAUCCUUUGAGUUUUGGUUUCUAGAACAAGAUGAACUGGAGUUUAAUUCUCUCCUGAAUCUACACUGUAUAUCCUUUGUAACUUCAUGUAAUGAAAUUUUUGGUUCAGUUUGUACAUACUGUUUGAUAAUAAAAUUUUUUAUGCUUCCUAGAAUUUGUUUUUUGGUAGGAAAAUAAAACUUUUUGGUAAAAUUGUUUUACAGGUGACUCAAAUAAGCAAUGUAGCAAACAAAAAGUUAUCGUUAUCAAGAUUAUUGUUGUAGUGUUCUGAUGGUAAUUUAAUUAUACCACCCAUUUUAUUACAGAAUUGUUUAAUAUUUGGUUACCAUAUUUUUAUUUGGUUAUCCUACUACCACAUUAUUGAAUGAGUGAGAAAAUAAUUAUACAAUUAUUUAUAUAUACCUAUAAAUUUGUGUUUGAAAACUAUCUAGUCAUAUAAAUAUUCUAUUUAUACAAUUUUGAUGCAUAAUAAAUAGCUAUGAUUCUA